GGAGCGCAGCUCCUCCGGGCCAGGCGGCUGGCGUUGCCCGCUCGCACAGCACUGGGAAGCGGCUCUCCCUGGCCUGCCGGGGCGGCGGCUGCGAUCCCGGACCAUAGCUUCCCGCCACGCGCCUGAGCUGUGGACUCUCCCCAGAGCCUCGGCCAGCGGGAGGGGCGCCCACCGCGCUGUGUGCAGCGGCGCAGGGAGGCGGUGAGCGUGUGCAGAGCGGCCUGAACCGUGUGUGUGUGUGUGCGUGUGCGUGUGUGUGCGCGCGUGAGCGCGCGUGUGUGCGUGCACGCGAGUGUGCGCGUGUGCUUUUCUUCUUCCCUUGAAGAUGUGAAUGGCUUCUCAGCUAGCUGGUCCUUGGGAUUCUUGACUUUGGGGAGCUGUGAGCCCAAACCACCCAUGUAAUUCAUGUUGCAUGGUCGGUUAUACCAGGAAAAAAAAAAGGCGCAACUGCACGGGGGUGGGGCAGAUCCACGAAACAUUCUGGAAACGAGAAAUAGAAAGAGGGGAGAGGAAUAGAAAUACGAAUAUUGAAAGACCUGAGAAGACUUUCGGAAUCUCCCGGCUGGCCUUUCCGUUUUCCGGCAGGAACCUGGAUGUUUUCCACCUUUUCAAGUCAUCUUGGUGUUUCUCUAGUGUUUUGUAAGCUGCUUUCCAGCUAGCUGCGUGUGUGUAUGUGUGUGUUUGUGCGCGUGUGUAUGUGUGCGCGCCUAUCGGAUGCAUUUGACAGUCUUUUUUUCCAACUGCCCAGAAGCAAAUGUGUUAACUCGGAGAUGCCCCUCCAUGCCCAGGUUCUCACAGAGCGCGGAGGACGCCCAGACCCGUUUUCCUGGCUGGAUUCCGGGCGACUGCUGGGCUGUGGAGCCAGGUGUAUGGAUCACUUAAUCCAGAGGCUUGGAAAGUAGCUGUAUUAACCAGCUUCCAGGUACAUUGCAAGGUCAAGAGAGGGUCUUGCAGCUGUCUUAUUUCCUUGCAUCUUGACUUUCCUGUUUCGGUCAGAAGAAUAUGAACGUGUCUGUCCACGACAUUUGAAGCCCAAACUUCGGCACUUCCACCUGGUUUACUGUACAAACAAGGUAAUGAGGAUUGCUUUUCAAACUGCUUAAGGAACCCCCGACAGUUCCAUAGCCCUUCCAGGACUCCCUUACUCCCCAGCGAAAUGUCACCAGCUUUUGAAUUCCAAGGAUCUGGGCUGCAGGAGAACUUGAAGGAAACGUGAUCAAGGGCUAUGUGAGAAAGCGACUGCUCUCUUUGCCGGUGGGCUGGUGAGCUUCAGGAGCGGAUCUUGAGAAGGACCGGUACUGUUUCUCCCUCCGGAUGCGGUGCUGGGAGUGCUUGUGCAAGUGUGAGUGCGCGCGCGCCCGGCUGAGAAUGUGUGAGUGUGUGUGAGCGUGUCUGUGUGUGUGUGUGCGCGGCCGCCCUGCUUCUGCCGGCUCCCCGGGCGCGGAUCCAUCGGUUUCAUGGGGCGAUUUGCGCUGAUUCCCCACCCAGCGCGACCUGCGGGCAGCGGCGGCAGUGGCAGGAGCCACCUCUCUGACUCCCUAGGAUGCGGGUGCUGAGCUAUGGCAAAGGGCAGCGAAGUGAUGAGCAAGACCCCAGUACAGCCGUGAAAGCCACCUGGAGCCACCUUGCCUGGAUCUUACCUGCAGGCAGAAAGUCCUCCUAUGACCGUCUUUCCCCCUAGAGGCACCAGAGCUGAAGCUGAACCCAGGGCCUUGUGCUUGGUAGGCCAGCACUCCACCACUGAGAGUCCCUGUAUCCAUUCAGCCAGGUGUUGAGGAGAGAUGUAGUAGCUGACGGCCCUUCCCUCAGACACUGUUCUCAGCCCCAGCUUUGGAGAUGCGUUCACCCUGUCGGUUUUCUGCAGUAGCCAGGCCGAGUGCUGACUCCUUCAUGGUAGCAAGGAACUCUUCAGGCUCCAGAAGCUCUUAAACCUGAUCUACAAUGGAAAAAUUCCUUUUUUACCUGUUUCUCAUUGGCAUAGCUGUGCGAGCUCAGAUCUGUCCAAAGCGUUGUGUCUGUCAGAUUUUGUCUCCUAAUCUUGCAACUCUUUGUGCCAAGAAAGGGCUUCUGUUUGUUCCACCAAACAUUGACAGAAGAACUGUGGAACUACGGUUGGCAGACAACUUUGUUACAAACAUCAAGAGGAAAGAUUUCGCCAAUAUGACCAGCUUGGUGGACCUGACUCUAUCCAGGAAUACAAUAAGUUUUAUUACACCCCAUGCUUUUGCUGAUCUACGAAAUUUGAGAGCAUUGCAUUUGAAUAGCAACCGAUUGACUAAAAUUACAAAUGAUAUGUUCAGCGGGCUUUCCAAUCUCCAUCAUUUGAUAUUGAACAACAAUCAGCUGACUUUAAUUUCUUCCACAGCAUUCGACGAUGUUUUUGCUCUGGAGGAGCUGGACCUGUCCUAUAAUAAUCUAGAAACGAUCCCCUGGGAUGCUGUAGAGAAGAUGGUGAGCUUGCACACUCUUAGUUUGGAUCACAACAUGAUUGACAACAUUCCUAAGGGAACUUUCUCCCACUUGCACAAGAUGACUCGACUAGAUGUAACAUCGAAUAAAUUGCAAAAGCUGCCCCCUGACCCUCUCUUUCAGCGAGCCCAGGUACUGGCCACCUCAGGAAUCAUAAGUCCAUCGACUUUUGCAUUGAGUUUUGGUGGAAACCCCUUGCACUGCAAUUGCGAGUUGUUGUGGCUGAGGCGAUUGUCCAGAGAAGAUGACCUCGAGACCUGUGCUUCUCCUCCACUUUUAACUGGCCGUUAUUUUUGGUCAAUUCCUGAGGAAGAGUUUUUGUGUGAGCCUCCUCUCAUCACGCGUCAUACACAUGAGAUGAGAGUCUUAGAGGGUCAAAGGGCAACGCUGAGGUGCAAAGCCAGAGGAGACCCUGAACCUGCUAUUCACUGGAUUUCUCCCGAAGGGAAACUUAUUUCAAAUGCAACAAGAUCUCUGGUGUAUGAUAAUGGAACACUUGACAUCCUUAUAACAACGGUAAAAGAUACAGGUGCUUUUACCUGUAUUGCUUCCAAUCCUGCAGGGGAAGCAACACAAACCGUGGAUCUUCAUAUAAUUAAACUCCCUCACCUACUAAACAGUACCAAUCAUAUCCACGAGCCUGAUCCUGGUUCUUCAGAUAUCUCCACUUCUACUAAGUCAGGUUCAAAUGCUAGCAGUAGCAAUGGUGAUACUAAAAUGAGUCAAGACAAAAUUGUGGUGGCAGAAGCAACUUCGUCAACAGCACUACUUAAAUUUAAUUUUCAAAGAAAUAUUCCAGGAAUUCGUAUGUUUCAAAUCCAGUACAAUGGUACUUAUGAUGACACCCUUGUUUACAGAAUGAUACCUCCUACAAGCAAAACGUUUCUGGUCAAUAAUCUGGCUUCUGGAACUAUGUAUGACUUGUGUGUGUUGGCCAUAUAUGAUGAUGGCAUCACUUCCCUCACUGCCACAAGAGUCGUGGGCUGCAUCCAGUUUACUACGGAACAGGAUUAUGUCCGUUGCCACUUUAUGCAGUCCCAGUUUUUGGGCGGAACCAUGAUUAUUAUCAUUGGUGGAAUCAUUGUUGCAUCUGUGUUGGUUUUCAUCAUCAUACUAAUGAUCCGGUAUAAGGUCUGUAACAAUAACGGGCAGCACAAGGUCACCAAGGUUAGCAACGUUUAUUCUCAAACUAAUGGGGCUCAGAUGCAAGGGUGCAGUGUCACACUGCCCCAGUCCAUGUCCAAACAAGCCAUGGGCCAUGAAGAGAAUGCUCAGUGCUGUAAAGUUGCCAGUGACAAUGUGAUUCAGUCUUCAGACACAUGUUCGAGCCAGGACUCCUCCACCGCUACCUCUGCUUUGCCUCCUACCUGGACUUCAAGUGCGUCUGUGUCUCAAAAGCAGAAACGAAAGACUGGCACGAAGCCCAGUGCUGAGCCGCAGAGCGAAGCUGUCACAAAUGUUGAGUCCCAGAACACUAACAGGAACAACUCAACUGCCUUGCAGUUAGCUAGCUGUGCUCCUGCUGCCGUCACAGAGGGGCCCACAUCUCAAAGAGCACAAACCAAGCCAAAUGCUUUGCUGACUAAUGUUGACCAGAAUGUCCAGGAAACACAGAGGCUGGAGUCGAUAUGAAGAGCACCGCUUCUCUCUCUCUCGAAAACAGUUGUCCCUGAUAUUUUUUACUGGAUAAAAUUUGAAAAUGUUUCAGUUCACAAUGGCAGAUUGUUGAACUGCUGUCCAUGAAGGAUUUGCUCAUGGGAGCCAAAGUGACGACAUCUCUGAUGCGGUGGAACUGGCUCUCUCACACCAUGAUUCAUCCCCUUUUAAAACCAAAUUUUUUUCUUCUGAUCUACAAAUAUUUUUUUUAAGAAAGGAAAGAGAACAAAGCCUUCAUUGGCAUCAAGUUCUGUAUCAAUCCAUCCUACAUUGCCAUCCAUGAUUUAACAGACUGUAGAAUCUUGAAUAAUCUAUAUCACUUUAACAAAUAAAUGUUUUACUAUGA
Peromyscus maniculatus bairdii (prairie deer mouse) is the source of this 4471-nucleotide messenger RNA. It is a transcript of the gene Lrfn5, whose product is annotated as leucine rich repeat and fibronectin type III domain containing 5. Gene Ontology annotation, biological process: regulation of presynapse assembly; synaptic membrane adhesion. Gene Ontology annotation, molecular function: protein binding. The record is from RefSeq and is a predicted model, not a curated record. NCBI's taxonomy places the organism in Eukaryota, Metazoa, Chordata, Mammalia, Rodentia, Cricetidae. Gene Ontology annotation, cellular component: glutamatergic synapse; GABA-ergic synapse; cell surface.